CACAUUCAGUUCCGGGCGAGCAUCGAAGAACUGGUUGGAGUUCACUAGCUUAUAUUAUUUUUUGCCUCGCCACCACUAAGCCGUCUGUUGCCCGUUGGAGUCUAGGGUGGAGGCGUAGCAGACAGUACACCCUCAGCCGGUGCCGUCAUCGCGUCGUCGUUCUGUCGCUCCGUAGUCCCUCGCUGAUCGUAUUUUGAUUAUCGUGGUGCAUAAAUCAAUUUGCAUUCGUCCGUGCUUCGGCGAAGAGGCUACUUUCGGAUCUGCCAGCCUCGUAACGGGAGGCCAUUUUUCACGCGCUACUUAAUUCAAUUUCCACUCCGGAUCGGCAAUAAUGAUCCCGGAAUCGAUGGCAAGGAUUUGCUGGUUGGCCAUUAUUUUCUCAUUAACGGCCCAGGCGGAGGAUCCGGUACAAAGCCGCCUGGAAGGUGACGGUACAACCCCCAACAGCACCAUCAGCAACGAUGAUGAUAAAUUAUCGGUGACCGUGUACUACGAAGCCCUCUGCCCGGACAGCGUGUCAUUCAUCUCAUAUCAACUGGUGCCGGCCUGGGGUCGCUAUCGGGAUCAGAUGGAUCUUAAGUUGGUUCCGUUCGGGAAAGCCUAUAUCGAAGACACCAACCCUCCUCGAUACCACUGUCAGCAUGGUCGAACAGAAUGCGCCCUUAACAUCAUGCACGGUUGCGUGCUGAAUAAUUUACCUUUCGAGAAGGCCUUUCCGGUGAUCGGCUGUCUGAUGGAAAGUAUGCGAUCCUCAUUCAAUACAUGUAUGGAACAAAAUCAAGAGAAAAAGUCCACAAUUACAGCCUGUUCCCGUGGAGCAGAAGGUGCGGCCCUUUUCAAACGCUUUUCCGAUGAAACAAAUCGCGUUGCCACUCCACUGUCAUUCGUUCCAACCAUCGAGGUGGAUGGGAAGUACGAUAUCUUCGAACAGAACGAAUGGCUGCACCGGUUCGAUCGAACCUUCCGGCAGGAGUACGCGAGAAAAUUCCAGAAGACAUUGUAGCGCGGCAAUUAUUCAGAACAGUUAUUAUUUCCUCCGAAAAUACAUUCACUGACUCUAUAA
Molecule: messenger RNA, 1063 nt
Organism: Wyeomyia smithii (pitcher-plant mosquito)
Lineage: Eukaryota; Metazoa; Arthropoda; Insecta; Diptera; Culicidae
Product: GILT-like protein 3
Exons: 5
Coding region: 332-1003 (223 amino acids)
Molecular function (GO): oxidoreductase activity, acting on a sulfur group of donors, disulfide as acceptor
Source: RefSeq, a predicted model, not a curated record